CGUGAUUACGUCUAAUGUGUGCGACUCCGCUAGCAGCAUGUGGGGAUGGUUGUUUGGACUGCAAUCAACGUGUGAAAUGUGUCAAAAGUGAUUUAUCGUUUGUGUAGCUAAAAUAUUUAGUAUUAGUCGAUUUUAAUAGGCAAAAUGGCAUAUAAAAAUCUACAAUUUAAAACAAAUUACGCUGUGUCCAGCAAGAUCGAGCCAUUUUACAAAGGAGGGAAGGUGCAGAUUAGCAGCGAUGAGAAGUACAUUUUUUGCACCUGUGGAUCACGUGUCAAUGUUUUGGAAAUCAGCACAGGCAAGAUUGUCCACUGUGUGGAGCAUGACGAUCAAGAGGACAUCACAUCAUUUUCACUUAGCUGUGAUGACGAGAUACUUGUAACAGCCAGCAGAGCUUUGCUGCUAAAGCAAUGGGACUGGAGGCAAGCCAAAUGCACUCGCUCCUGGAAGGCCAUCCACACUGUUCCUGUGGCCAGUAUGACCUUUGACUCCACCUCCACUCUUCUGGCAACAGGUGGCUGUGAUGGGACAAUCAAACUUUGGGAUGUGCUGAAGCAGUACUGCACUCACAACCUUAAAGGAUCAUCUGGAGUGGUUCACCUGGUUCAGUUUCACCCAGAUACCAGUCGGCUGCAGCUCUUCUCCUCCUCUCUGGACUGUGGUAUUCGGGUAUGGGACUUGCGGUCCAGCGUGUGUGUGUGCAUCCUGCAGAGCCACUACAGCGCUGUCACGUCCCUCAGCUUCAGCGGUGACGGUGACACCAUGAUCAGUUCUGGUAGAGACAAAAUCUGUACAGUGUGGGACCUUAAAACCCGGCAAGCAAAGAGAACUGUUCCAGUUUAUGAGGCUGUGGAGGGAGCCGUGCUUCUGCCUGAGAAUACAGACUUAUCUCAGAUUGGAGUGAAAAGCAAAGGUUUACAUUUCAUCACAGCUGGCAGCAAAGGUGUGCUGAGAGUGUGGGAGGCCAGCACUGCACGCUGUGUUUACACCCAGACCCUUCCAUCUAUCUCCACUUCUGUCUCUGAGGAAGAUGAGGGGAACGAUCCUCGCAGUCUGAUACACCUUUUCCACCUGCCCACCUCGUCCAGGCUGGCCGCAGUCACUGCAGAACACAACAUAUUCUUCUACCGGCUGCCUGAACUCACCACGCUGCAACAAUUUGUGGGUUACAAUGAUGAGGUGUUGGACGUGAAGUUCCUGGGUAAAGCUGCCAGUCACAUUGUGGUGGCCACCAACAGCUGCCAGCUGAAAGUGUUUGAGCUGCUCACCAACAGCUGCCAGAUCCUCUACGGACACACAGAUACUGUCCUCACACUGGACGUGUUCAUAAAAAAGUCCAUGUUUGCGAGCAGUGCAAAGGACCGGUCAGUGCGUGUAUGGCAGAUGGACAGUGACAGCGGUCAGGUGCGAUGUGUGGCUCAGGGCUCCAGCCACACCAAUGCUGUGGGCUCCAUCAGCUGCUCCAGGAUGAAAGCGUCUUUCAUUGUGACUGGCAGUCAGGACUGUACCCUGAAGGUGUGGGAUCUACCUGAAGAACUUCCUGCAUCAGGGACAGAAAUCCACCAGCUAAGACCCCGAACCACAGAGAAGGCUCACGAUAAGGAUGUAAACAGUGUCUCCGUGUCUCCUAACGACAAGCUGCUGGCCUCGGGGUCCCAGGACUGCACAGCCAAGCUGUGGUCUCUGUCUGGGGAUGGAAAUUUGGGUCUCGUGGGGGUGUUUCGGGGCCACCGUCGUGGGAUUUGGACCGUCUGCUUCUCUCCCGUUGAUCAGGUUCUGGCCACGUCUUCCGCAGACGGGACAACAAAGCUGUGGAGCCUGCAGGACUUCAGCUGUCUGAAGACGUUCGAGGGCCACGAUGCUUCGGUUCUUAAAGUCAUCUUUGUGAGCCGCGGCACGCAGCUGCUGACCAGCGGCUCAGACGGUUUAGUGAAGCUGUGGACCAUAAAGACCAACGAGUGCGUGAAGACGCUGGACGCCCACCAGGACAAAGUGUGGGGGCUCCACGCCAGCCACAAAGAUGACAAGAUGGUGACGGGCUCUGCAGACUCUAACAUCACCGUGUGGGAGGAUGUGACCGAGGUGGAGCUGGCGGAGGAGCAGGCCAAGCAGGAAGAUCAGAUACUCAAGCAGCAGGAGUUGUCCAACCUGCUCCAUGAGAAGAAAUAUCUGAAGGCCCUGGGUCUCGCCAUCUCACUGGACCAGCCUCACACCGUGCUGACCGUUAUCAAAGCGAUUCGUCAGGGUGAGGGAAGCCACGAGCUGCUGGAAAAGACGGUGCUGAAACUGCGAGUCGAUCAGAGAGAGUCGCUGCUGCGCUACUGCGUGGUGUGGAACACCAACGCCAGGAACUGUCAGGACGCUCAGGCCGUCCUCCAGGUGCUCCUCACUCACCUGCCGCCCGAGGAGCUUCUUCAGUACCAGGGAGCCCGAGCCCACCUGGAGGGUCUGAUCCCGUACACAGAAAGACACAUGGAGAGGAUCGGCCGUCUGCUGCAGGCGUCCAUGUUCCUCAACUACAUGUGGCAGAAAAUGAGAGUAACUGGAGCAUCGAGCAUGACCCAAGAUGAUGAAAUGGAUACGACUCCUCUGACACAGACCCAGUUCUUUUUUGAUAAAGAGAAAAUAAAGGAGAGUAGCGCUGAGAGACGAGGUGACGACAGCGACAGCGGGCAAGACGAAGAUCCACAUGAUGAUGAAGAAGAAGAGGUGAUUGAAGUCAGCGCCACAAAAAAGGCCUCUGCUAACAGGAAAGCUGAAGGCAGAACCAACAGGAAGCAGCAGCCAGAGAGCGAGGAAAGCUCUGAGGAGGAAGACGAGGAGCUUCAAACAAUGAAAGUGAAGAACCUCCCAGUUUCUUCUCCUCCACAGUGUCAGACUCUGAGCUGAUGGAAACACGGACACUCAGGCUGUCAGGAGAAGAGGAAAUAGAUGCCAAGUGAAAACACGAAGAACAGGUUUUGCUGUAAAUACUGAAGACUUUCCAAGUCGUGGCGUUUUACCCGUCAGUCGUUUCUCGUAUAGAUUUUAAACGGAAACUGAAGAUGCGGAACCAUUCCGAUGUGUUUUUUAUUUACCGUAUAAAGAAUCCAAGAAGAUGAAGAGGCUAAAGGAGGAAGAGCUGAAACACAAACGUGGACAAGUUUGUUUCAGUUCUGCAGUGUUGCAUCAUCAUUUUGAUCUACUGACGUUUAUACAAAUGCAAUAACUUUACAUAAUCUACACAAAAACAUGUUUAGAUACCAGUCAAUGCAUUU
This is a messenger RNA of Nematolebias whitei (Rio pearlfish), 3257 nucleotides long. RefSeq names its product transducin beta like 3 (gene tbl3). NCBI's taxonomy places the organism in Eukaryota, Metazoa, Chordata, Actinopteri, Cyprinodontiformes, Rivulidae. Gene Ontology annotation, molecular function: protein binding; U3 snoRNA binding. Bases 145 to 2889 code for a protein of 914 amino acids. The transcript is spliced from 23 exons. Gene Ontology annotation, cellular component: small-subunit processome; nucleolus; 90S preribosome. Gene Ontology annotation, biological process: endonucleolytic cleavage to generate mature 5'-end of SSU-rRNA from (SSU-rRNA, 5.8S rRNA, LSU-rRNA); endonucleolytic cleavage in 5'-ETS of tricistronic rRNA transcript (SSU-rRNA, 5.8S rRNA, LSU-rRNA). The record is from RefSeq and is a predicted model, not a curated record.